Chironomus riparius is the source of this 1241-nucleotide messenger RNA. NCBI's taxonomy places the organism in Eukaryota, Metazoa, Arthropoda, Insecta, Diptera, Chironomidae. The record is from the annotation of a GenBank genome assembly.
UUUUCAUUAUCAAAAUAACAACUGAAAAACCUUUUGAGCUUCAGAUUGAAAAAAGUUGAUAAAGAAUUGUAGAAAGAUAAUUUUCUAUAAAGUACUUAGACUGAAUUCAGUCAAGUUCGUUCAUUUGUUAAAUUCAGUUCAAUGAAUAAAGAUGGAAGUUAAAAAAAAAGGAUUGCGUUGGGGUGUUAAUCCUCUACUUUAUUGGAUUAGUGUAAUCUAUGCCAUUACAAGUAAUCAUGCUAAUUCAUCCACAAUUAUUUGUUUGAUCGUACACAGAAUUGCCGAAACACUGACGGGAACUGAGAAUUUUUGGUCAAACUCAUGGAAUCGAAUUGUUGACAUUUCGGACGAUGAGUAUACAUUCAAAGUCAUCAUUAGACUUAUCUACACCACUAGUCUUUACUGGAUUAUUGGAAUUUUAUUCAUCAUUAUGGAUAUAACAAAUAAACCAAAGUUCUUCAGAAAAUACAAGACCCAACCGGAAGCACAUGUCCCACUUAAUAUGAAAAAAUUCAUACCUGCUUGUGGAACGGUUCUGUUUAAUCAGCUAGUCUUGAACUUAAUUAUUUCUCACUUCAUGAUUAAGGUUGAAGAAAAAAUUGGAAGAGCACCAAUUCGUGAGACGCCGACAUUCUAUAAGUUGAUGUUUGACUUGAUAAUGUACCAAUUCAUCUAUGAAGUUGCCUUUUAUUAUUCACAUCGGUUCCUACACUUAAAGCAGUUUUAUAAAUGGAUUCAUAAGAAACAUCAUGAAUGGACUGCACCAGUGUCUGUUAUGGCCGUUUAUGCUCAUCCAAUCGAACAUUUCUUCAGCAACAUUUUUCCUGUGGCUUUAGGAAUUGCACUGCUUAAUGCACCUGAAUCUACAGCUUGGGUCUUGAUGUCUAUUACAUCUAUAUCAACUUUGGGUGAUCAUUCAGGAUAUCACUUGCCAUUCCUUCAUAGUCCUGAAUUCCAUGACUGGCAUCAUUUAAAAUUCAACGAGUGCUAUGGAGCUUCUGGAUUCUUAGAUGCAUUGCAUGGCAACUGUCAGAAGUUUGAUCAAUCUGUUCAGUAUUUGAGACAUCGAACGCUGUUUAGUCUUAAGUCAGCUAGUGAACUUUAUCCUGAUCCAAUUAAGAAAAAGGAGAAAUAAGACUUUUUGUUGAUGAAAAGAUUUGGCUACACAAUUUGUGAUUUUAAGAGAAUUUAAUGCUGAUGCAUUCCUAGUCUGAAUAAAUAUUUUUAUUGUUAACAACGAA